AUGACCCACGCAUUAAACUAUCUCGACCAACCAGGCGGACUGAACCUCGGCGAACUCCAAAGAAGUCUAGAAAUCGUCGUGACGGCAGCAUCCGAUACCGCAGCCACGCUUCCAAUCGGCGCACUAUACCAUCUCUGCAAAAACCCUUCGGUAUAUGCAAAACUCAAACAGGAAAUCAGAAGUAGCUUUUCCUCGGAAGAAGAGAUAAAUAUCGGUACCGUCAAUGAGAAACCAUAUUUACUAGCUGUUCUCAAAGAAGCCCUAAGGAUUCAUCCUCCUGUGCCGGGAAAUCAUCCUCGUCGUGUGGGUGCUGAUGGAUGCGUCGUGGCGGGUAAUUAUGUACCGCCGAAUACUUUGGUUUCCUUUCCACAUUGGGCGGGAUAUCAUUCGGAGAAGAAUUGGAAUAGACCAAACGACUUCGUCCCCGAACGAUGGAUGGGAGAUCCAGAAUUCGAUACAGACAACCGAGCAUGUUUCCGACCUUUCAGCCACGGACCACGAGAAUGUCUAGGUCAAAAUGUGGCGCACGCUGUAACGAGAGUUAUUCUAGCAAGAUAUAUCUAUAACUUUGACAUGGAGUUGGCGGACCCGAAUGAGAGUUUGACGGAUGGUGCGAGAGUGGUUGUUGAUGUUGAUGAGGAAGGAGGUGGUAAUUAG
Sclerotinia sclerotiorum 1980 UF-70 is the source of this 657-nucleotide messenger RNA. RefSeq lists its product as hypothetical. Bases 1 to 657 code for a protein of 218 amino acids. Lineage: Eukaryota; Fungi; Ascomycota; Leotiomycetes; Helotiales; Sclerotiniaceae. Gene Ontology annotation, molecular function: monooxygenase activity; oxidoreductase activity, acting on paired donors, with incorporation or reduction of molecular oxygen; iron ion binding. The record is from RefSeq and is a predicted model, not a curated record. The transcript has 4 exons.